Talaromyces rugulosus is the source of this 786-nucleotide messenger RNA. RefSeq lists its product as uncharacterized. Gene Ontology annotation, biological process: endoplasmic reticulum to Golgi vesicle-mediated transport. The record is from RefSeq and is a predicted model, not a curated record. Gene Ontology annotation, cellular component: TRAPPIII protein complex; TRAPPII protein complex; TRAPPI protein complex. The transcript is spliced from 2 exons. The coding region runs from base 1 to 786 and encodes 261 amino acids. NCBI's taxonomy places the organism in Eukaryota, Fungi, Ascomycota, Eurotiomycetes, Eurotiales, Trichocomaceae.
AUGGCUGCCCCUCGACGGCAGUCCACUAUCUCCACGGCCAGCGCUGCCACAGAGAAAGCGCCCAACCAACCUGAAAAACAACAACCACCAGCAUCCGCCCGCCAGAGCCAGAUCAUCCAGCAGCAGCCGGCGGGCGGCCUGCGCGUGCCCUCGAACCGCAAAACCAUCUACGACCGACACCUCAAUCGCAGCCAAAAGGCCGAUCUGAGUCGUGCUUCGUUUGCGUUUUUGUUUGCUGAGAUGGUGACUUAUGCUCAGCGGAGGGUGACGGGGAUUCAGGACCUGGAGAAGCGAUUGAACGAACAAGGCUAUCCCCUCGGUCUGCGACUGCUGGAUCUCCUCUUCUACCGCUCAGUAUCGAGCUCGUCUUCCUCUGCCCUCUCCUCGUCCUCGUCGACCUCGUCCUCGCCGCCGAACCGCCCGCUUCGUAUCCUGCCACUGCUGCAUCUGAUCCACGGACCGCUCUGGCGCCUGCUCUUCCAGCGUCCUGCCGAUGCGCUGGAGCACUCGGUGUCGCCGCAGACGCCCAAUGAGUACAUGAUCACAGACAACGACCCGCUCGUCAACACGUAUAUCAGCGUGCCCAAGGAAAUGAACAUGCUCAACUGCGCUGCUUAUGUCGCGGGCAUUAUCGAGGGUGUGUGUGACGGCUGCGGCUUCGAGGCGAAAGUGACUGCGCAUAACCAGGCAACCGAGAUGUGGCCUGCCAGGACGGUGUUUUUGGUGCGUUUUGGCGAUUCGGUUAUGGAGAGAGAGAAUGUGUUGGAGAGGGCUGGGGUGAAAUAA